Messenger RNA from Osmia lignaria (orchard mason bee), 4853 nucleotides. RefSeq names its product Zona pelucida superfamily protein qsm (gene qsm). The record is from RefSeq and is a predicted model, not a curated record. Gene Ontology annotation, biological process: anatomical structure morphogenesis. NCBI's taxonomy places the organism in Eukaryota, Metazoa, Arthropoda, Insecta, Hymenoptera, Megachilidae.
CGAUCGGGGGGAUGGACUGUCGUCGAGCCAGUUUGAAAUCGAAACGAUCUCAGUCCACGGGCUUUGUAAACGAAUCGAGUCAGGAUUCCAGAUCGGAAAUCCGAUCCUGGAGCUACUUAGAAAGUUUACAUAUCGGUCAAUCUUGCAGAAUUGAUAAUUUUCCCCACUUUCUUCAGUCAUCUAAACUUCAACGUUUUACGACGCGUUUGAGAUUGGUUUUUCUUUAAAAAUGUCUUCUCCUCGAUGGACAAUCUGUACAGUUACUGUGUCGUGUGUUGGGAGAGACGAUCACCGGAGAGGAUCGUGAUCUUUGACACGAAAUCCUUUACGUCAGCCAAGCAUGAAUGGUAAUCCGUUGAUGGAAGAAACGGGCUAUCUAUUCUUCGUCGCAUCUUUAACGAUCCACGGCACACCAUCGCCUAUGUUAUUUCCUCGUAAACCUUAUCCACCGUGAACACUUUUUCCACCAGCAACCAGCCAUUAGAACAUUGAAACUUUGAAGAUUCUUUCCAACGCUCGAACCUCUGCGAAGCGAUUUACAUAAUUAGCCUAAAGUUGCAUCGGCAAGAAAGCAUCCUCGCGAAUUAACGAGUCAUCAGAAGUCCUCGAAGGCUCAUCAGAGGAGACGAUAAAUUGAAUUUCUUCCCAAAUGGAGUGUAGAAGAUUUAUUUCGCUUUCAAAUCGUUCCGGUGGGAAUAUAAAGGAUGGUCUGUUCGCGAAAGCGACACGAAAAGGCUUACCCUGGUGGGCGAUAGCAUUGUUGACCUCUUCCCCUGUUGAAUUUCAGCCUCUCUGUAGUUCACGCGGCUGUUUGCCCGGCCAAAUAUGGCGGAUACCGGUCGAACCACUCGUGUCACCGUGGGCUGCGAGGGCACGCGUGCCUGUGCGUGUGGAGACGAAGAACAGACAGCAGCACCCACGGGCGAAUUCCUGACGUACGAAGAUCGCGAUCGUCCCUCCAUCUCACCGUAUAAGCUUCUUUCUCGAAGAAGAAGACGUUGAUCGUGAAAAUUGUCCACCGGUACCUGGCCUCCAUUUUAGGAGGUCGACGUCUUUUUACGGCCACGAUCGCCACUGGUACGUGUCGAUUGACACGUAAACAACACGUUGAACUCUUCUGUCAGGUAGAAGAGAGGACGAGGAUGACGAGUAGUCGUAGGCGAGGUUCGGUAGUUCAGCUUCAAGGAUUUCCACCUACCGGAUUUACGCAUCUGGUGCGAUCGAUUUCUCACGCGGACUGCUCCACAUCUACGCAAAAAGGGGUAACAUCGCGCGAGGACACGCCUACGUUCGAGCUUCCUGUUCGACCGAUAUCCUGGGAUGCGAUGCGUUCAAUUACCAGCUCGAGGAUUAACCGGCUCUGCCCUUCUCCAAUCGUACGUCUGCUGUAUGUACAGUUAACGUUACGACAGACGAAGGAUGGAUUACGAAUGCCCGUUGCGUCCUCUUCGUCGUCAUCGUCGUCAUCGUCGUCGCACCGGAUUUCCACCUUUUCGAUGCGUUACGUGUCUUACGAGGAAAGCGACAUCGAAUGCGCCAUUUGUCAUCGGAAGAUUGAUCGUUUCCACGAUUCCAUUCAGGAAGAAUCUAUGCAACAAACAGGAAGGAAUUUCCUUCGAUGCCGAUAUCCUUGAUCUAUGACAGGGUAAUCGAAAUCGGUGGAACAGAGAGCACGUUACGGCACUAUAACGCGUAAUUACGAGCUUCUGCUCCUCUUUUAACACUCGGUUAGUAAUGACCUGGAAUUACUGUAAUGCCAAGGAACGUACGUUACGGCAAUUUACAUCGAUUCCUCUCUGUUCCCCGUGGCUUUACGAGACAGUCGGCGAAAAGAUAGCGCGAUAGGUGUAAAGAAGAAAGAAAGCGGAAAUGGAGAACGGUCGAUGAGGGAACAUGAUGUAAAUUCGAGGUAAAAACAUUAUCGACGGUGAAAAGGAUCGCGUUGAAAACGAACGGAAGAAACGUGAGAAACGAAGGGACGGGAUGAAAAGCAAGGGUCACGGACCUCCUCGAAGAUCUACGGAUUUGCUUCGGUAUCGCGGCGUUAUCCGAUGCAGUAAUCUCGAAACGAAACAAAGAUCGUCACGAAGAUCCUAGCCGCUGAACCAAAGGGAAUUAGAAUCGCUUCGAAAAAGGAUGGAGGGGUAAGGGUGGUGCAUCGCGAUCGCGAAAAGGGCGCGAUGGAAUUGCGAAAUGGUAAAACGAGCUGGAAAGGGAGAGACGUAAGGUCGCAGGGCGGGAACAGGUCGGCAUCGAGCUCUUGGUAAACUUCCUGAGAUCUUAAUCUCCGUGAAGCGAGCAUAGGCGCAGAGGGACGAGAGGGAAAGUGGGAGAGAAGAGGAAGCGAAACGCGAAGGGAAAAGUAGAGAGCGGAGGAACGGAAUUCUCAGAGGCAGGAUGGUGCGUGCUUCGCGGAUUUAAUGGCGGAAAAGAGGAAACUCGGAUAAGGAUUGCGAGGAUCUUGUAGCUCGUAGCAACGUUCACGGAACGAACACGAUCACUCUCGAACGAAACUUUUACUCGAUAACGAAAACGGCUGUCUAUCGACGGCAUAAAUUACAAAGACAAUGGUCGGAUGCCAUUGUCGAAAAAACUGCGCUCUGCUCGUUGACGUUGAAAAAGCGAAACAGGAAAUCGUCCACGCGUCUGACAGCCGGCUAAAUGAAUGAUACGGUGGACGGGAAGAAAAGGAUCUGUCGCGAUAACCAUCGUGUAAGGUGGACGGUGCGGAUCGAAACGCGAAAAGAAGAGCUACCAGAGGGAAGAGAGAAAAAAAAAUGGAAGAAACACGAACGAUUCUCGGCAUGGCAGUGGUCGGGGACCGAGGCUCUUUGAAUCUGCUAGCCGAGAAAGAACGAGUCGCGAAGGCUUCGAGGGUAGAGUAAAAAGAUGUGGACGUCGAGAAUGUGCAAAGCAAGGUGAGAUGUUCCGAGCAAUGGAUGGAGGUUGACAUCGUGAGGAGUAGUCCGCAGGCGAGGAUAUAUCUGCAGCAAAUGAAAGACUUUCCAGACGAAGCUUGCAAACCGCAACUGAACAAUGGCGUCGCCACGUUUCGAUUACCUCUUCUGGAACAGGACAUGUUACGAUGCGGUAUCACCAGGGUCGUUAACAAAGUCACGGGUCAAAAGGUGUACUUUCAUCGUAUAAUAGUGGAGGAGCCAGCGGAUUCCAGUAAACACACGUUCACGGUAAAGUGUGUUAUCACCGAGGUGGUUGUGAAACCUGGAAUUUCGAUCGUCGCCAAUCAUACCGCGGUUCGACGAAGCGUCCUUCCAGCAGGAUUUCAGGAACCCGACGUGAUCGACAUCAGGGAUGAAAUCUCCGAAUCGGCGCCGGUACCGAUUUUGGGAGUCGGUGUCAGACAAGGAGGAAAUCUGGUCACCGGAGAAUUAAACGUCAGUCCAGGAACACCUCUGCAAAUGGAAAUCUUUCUGGACAAUGGAUCCGCGCCAGUGUACGGAUUACUGGUUACCUACAUGUUGGUCACCGACACUAAGUCUCAGGAAGAAACUAUAAUCAUUAACGGCUGCUCCGUGGAUCCGUAUCUCUUCGAGAACUUCAACACGGUGGACGGCGACUUCCUGACGGCGAAAUUCCGUGCUUUCAAAUUCCCGGAAAGCACUUACGUUCAGUUUCGCGGUACCGUUAACGUCUGUUUGGACAAAUGCCAAGGGAUCGAGUGCAGCAACAAUCAAAUAGGAUUUGGGAGGAAAAGAAGAGCCAUAAACGUGUCGAAUACCGAUAAGAACAAAUUGUUCGAAGUGACAAUGUCCGCUUUGAUCAAAGUCGAUUUCGAAGAGGACGCUGUGGUGGAUAAAGCCUUGUCUGAAAUGUACAUCAGAAGAGGGAAGAACAGGACGAAAGCGAGAGCUGUUAUCGCCGAAGAAGUCCGAGAACAACCGGCUCCGACGACCAUCAGGACCGAAGAGAGAGCUUUCAUAGCGCAAGAAGUCAAAGAACAUUUCAAGUACAAGCUUACCGAGACGGAGACGAGUGGUUCGUCGUGUAGAACGGUGACCUUACCCCUUCUUUUCCUCCUCCUCUGCCUCCGCAAUUUUCUGUAAGUUUCAGGAGGAACGAUUCAGGAGCUGACAAACGAUCGCUAAUUGUAAAUAGAACGCAGAGCUUGAGAAGCCGGGGAAAUUCGGGACGCAAGGAGGAGAAUCGGCCGAAUUUCUCGCCGGAAGUUAGUAUAAUUCUUACUCUGUUUACUUAAAAAGAAACGGUGACUAUCGAACACCUUAACGUCACCCACUUUGUGUGAUAUCACGACAUGACCGACUGCCUCUUUCGCUUAACAUUGUUCGAAGCUUUCUUAAAAAGUUUCGAACAAUGUUAACUUCCAAGCCUCGAAAAUGUCAGUGGAGUUUUCUGAAAAAUACAUGAAAGAUCAAUUUUGCAAAGAGAGAUGGCUCGUGAGAUUUCUCCGCUCUGCGACCGCCAGAUUUUCGCUCGUUCCCUUUCCUUUAUCUCUAUUCCGUAUCAUUUUUUCGUACUAUUACGCCCCUUAGUUGUAAUGCUCGCGAAUAACUAUACAAUAUAACAGAGCCGUUAUGCUGCCAGAAGAAAAUUGGCCUUUGCGAGCGGAGAAUACCGAAGAGACCUAGUCGCGCGACGAGGUGUAACAAUGCUAUGUGACUUAAGCAACUUAGACAAUUACGAGGUAAUUAAUCGCUGCUACGAUCCCAAUAUAAUUAUAACGGAACGCGCAAGUGUAAAAUAACUCUUAAUAAAGCGACAACGAACGCGUGGAGGACGCGUACUAAUUACUCCGCCUCUGUGAAGAGGUAUCUUAAUUUUAUAAUCGCCUAUGGAGAGAAAGAAAGAAAGAAGGUUAAUAAAGAAAAUGCAUA